This is a messenger RNA of Theileria equi strain WA, 1231 nucleotides long. RefSeq lists its product as hypothetical. The transcript is spliced from 4 exons. Lineage: Eukaryota; Apicomplexa; Aconoidasida; Piroplasmida; Theileriidae. The coding region runs from base 83 to 1231 and encodes 382 amino acids. Gene Ontology annotation, biological process: rRNA processing. The record is from RefSeq and is a predicted model, not a curated record.
ACAGACUAAAAAUUUUGCCAUAAAGUCACAGAUUCACUCACAGGCAACGACUGGCCCGUCUGGACCAUAAUGUGUACCCUCGAUGUUUUCGCAAAUUAGGGCAUUUUCUAGAUUAUCGCAAAAUCGCAUAGCACAGCAGAAUGUAAAGGGGUUCAAGAAUCUCUAUGAUCUUGAGUCGCUGGAAAUCGCCAAGGUGUUUUCUGAAAAGAUCAAGGGGGACAAAAAAGUGGUGAAUAAAAAUGGAGAACCUGAAAGCACCAGCUUCCCAUCAGUUAAGGAGAAAAGGAGGGGUGCUAGGGUGGUAAAAAAUGAGAGUCUUCAAGACUACAAUUUCGCAGAGGUCGUGGAACCAAAAGAACCCCCCUUUGAGAGUUUAAAAAAGAACCCACUUUACCAUGAUCUAACGCAUGUGGAACUACAGCAGAUACAAGAAUUACAAGCUAGAAGCAGAAUUGGAAACCCAUACAAUGCACUGAAUAAGAACAAGGUCAUAAUGGACCCUGUGAGGGAUGCCAAAGCACUCGUCAAGGAAUUCAAAUAUGAGGAUGACGAAGACGUUGAUAGAAUCGACCGGAUGAUCCAGGAGAGAAAUCGCUUUGACGAAAUUGUUUCAAGAAUACGAACAAAAAUUCGACAAGAGAAAAAGGAAAAUACUGCAAUUCACAAGGCAAUGAUUCCAAGUAUAAGUGGUGUUGUGGUCGAUCCUAUUCGCAAGCAUGUAAUGCGUAGAGCGGCUAGAAUAGGAACACUUUUGCAUACACACAUUGAGCAGAUUUUUACAGCGAAUAAUCCGGAAUUCUUGUACUCUAUGCUAAACGGUGCCUCAAUUACAAUCAACCACGUGGAAAUGGCAACUAGCAAGUCGGUAGUAAAGUGCUUUUACACAAUAUUGAGUGAGCAUGAUAGCCGAGAAAUUCAGCCUCUUUUGGAUAAGGCGGCACCUCGUGUUCGAUUCUUGAUCGCAAGGAAACUGGAGCUAGGGUAUACUCCACCAGUCCGCUUCAUAGAGUAUAGAAAGCGAUCUGCUAUAAAGGACCUCCAAAAGACGGUAGAUACACAUUUCUUAACACCAAUGGAAGGUAAAAUUGGAAAGUCAAACUCUAGCCAAACCCGGACUGCAGAUAAAGGUCUGGAAAAUAAAAUACAAAAUGAAACUCUUUCCACUAUGUCAGAAGAUACACUUUUGGAAAUGCAAGGAACUUUUCACCGGCGUUAUUCGGGAUUUGGUUAA